AUGGCAUUGACAACGCAUGUGUCGCAAGUGGAUAACACACAAACUCCGUACAAACUCGAUCCAGACCAGACUUUGCGAGCGUCGCAAGCACUUCUCAAGCACGUUCAGGCAGAGCUGAAGAGGCUACAAGAGUCGGGCGGGAAGCGGAACUUGUUGGCUACUGAGGGUUCCGACGAGGAAGAUCAAGAAGACGAUGCGCAGCCAAUUUGGCUCACUCUAGGCACAAAGCAGUACAUCACUGACAAACAUCGUCUGAAGCCUAGCAAGAUACCUGUACCUCAUUCUUUGAACAGCAACGAGAACAGUACCAUUUGUCUGAUUACGACUGAUCCCCAACGUGCAGCUAAGAACGUGGUAGCCGAUCCAACAUUCCCUUCUUCACUAGCUUCCAGAAUCACCCGCAUAAUCGGUUUCUCGAAAUUGCUAGCACGGUAUAAGAGUUACGAGCAGAAACGACAGCUACUCUCUGAACACGAUGUCUUCCUUGCUGACGAGAGAAUUAUUUCAAGGUUGCCAAAAGCUCUGGGCAAGGUCUUCUACAAGGGUACAGCGAAGAGACCAAUCCCUAUCAAUAUGGCUCCCAAGGACGCCUCCAAGGACAAAUCCAAGAGAGUACUCAAGGACGAGAGAGAGGCUGUUGUUGCAGGUCCAGCAGUCAUUGCGAAGGAGAUUGAGAAGGCUUUGAACUCUGUGCCCGUCUCUCUAAGCCCUGGCUACAAUAUUGCUGUCAGAGUUGGACUUGACUCCUUCUCGCCUGAUCAGCUGAAAGACAAUAUCGCAGUUGCUGCAACUGCUAUAAUAGAAAAGCAUGUUGUGAGUGGUUGGAAGAACGUGAAGAGCAUCCAUAUCAAGAGUCCGACCUCGGUUGCCCUGCCUAUCUGGUUGGCUGAGGACCUAUGGAUGGAGAAACCAACAGGUCCAGCGAUAGAGACUCCAGGUGAGAAGAUCAAAGAUUCAGAAGCUGAAACUACUGGCAUCAAGCGGAAAAGAAAACAGAACACCACCCGUGGCGCACAGAGUGGGGAACGCAAGAAGACACGGCUGGCGGACGAGAAAGCCAAGGACAAAGAGGAUGUGGCGGCCAGAAAGGCACGCUUGUCAGCUCAGAAAGCUUCGGCAUUUGAGGCAGAUUAA
Molecule: messenger RNA, 1134 nt
Organism: Lithohypha guttulata
Lineage: Eukaryota; Fungi; Ascomycota; Eurotiomycetes; Chaetothyriales; Trichomeriaceae
Gene: CIC1
Product: proteasome-interacting protein cic1
Exons: 1
Coding region: 1-1134 (377 amino acids)
Biological process (GO): maturation of LSU-rRNA
Cellular component (GO): cytosolic large ribosomal subunit; 90S preribosome
Molecular function (GO): RNA binding
Source: RefSeq, a predicted model, not a curated record